UAGUGGCUGGCUCCUUGCUGUGAUAAUAAAGUGAAAUUUAAUCCCCCUCCUCCUUCAACUCAAAACAUAUCUUAUUUUUUUUUUUUUUAUUAAAAUAAAGGAAAGUUGUUUGACUUGGUUCAUCUGGUGUAUCUUUUUGAGAGAGAGAAGAAAUACACAAAUUAAAUUAAAUCAAAGCAUAAUCGUGCCGCCGCGACACAUUCAAUUUGGAUUAGAAAAUUUGGAUUAAAUAGAUCUCAAAGCCUGCACUGGAUAUAAGAGAGGAAAUAGAUGUUGUGUGCAGUUGGAAUUACAACAAGUUUAUUUGUAAUUUAAAACCGAUAUCCUAUGAUAUGCAUUCAACCAAACUACAACCAAUCCUACUAUAACCAUGACAUCCAAAUACGAACGUAUAAAAACAGAAUGCAAAAAGAAGGGUACCCAUUGGGAAGAUCCUGAUUUUGCAGCUGUUCAAACAUCAGUUUUUUACUACCAAACACCACCGUUUACAUUUCAAUGGAAGCGGAUACCAGAAAUUGCACCAAAUGCAUGUUUUAUGAAUGAAGGUGAAAAUUUCGAUAUAAUCCCGGGGAAAAUGGGUGAUCGUUGGCUUGUCUCAUGUUUGGGAGUUUUGUAUUCGUUGAAGAAUCUUUUCUAUCGAGUUGUGCCAGCUGAUCAAAGUAUUGAUAAUUCACAUGGAAUGUUUCGAUUUCGAUUAUGGUGGUGUGGUGAAUGGGUAGAAGUUUUAGUCGAUGAUCGAUUGCCAACAAUCAAUGGGAAACUAGCAUUUCUGCAACCACAAAAAUCGAAUUGCUUUUGGGCAUCUUUGUUAGAAAAGGCUGUUGCAAAAUUACAUGGAUCUUAUGAAGCUCUUAAAUAUGGCACACGAUCGGAUGGCCUGAGUGAUCUCUUGGGAGGCAUUGUUGAAAGUGUCCCAAUCAAAAUUAACAACGAUCCCAUCAGACCGGUCCAGCUGAGAUCGUUUCUAGAUACCACCUGUAUUGUAACCUGCAUCGCUACAAAGACCGCAAAUGGUCAGUACAAAAAUAUUAAUGAAAGGCUGUCAAAUGGAAUUUGUGUAAAUGUGAAUUACCGACUGUGUUCCUUAGAUAAGGUGGAAACUCUCCUCGGAGACGCUGUUCAAUUAGUUCGACUGAAAGAUCCUAUGGCCUGUGAAACAUUUGGUACAAAAUCCGGUUUCAAUGGUGAAUGGUCAGCAAUGUCCCAAUCUUGGGACAGAGUGUCAAUUCAAGAAAGAGAUCGUCUCUUGGGACAAUUGGAUGUUGGUGAAUUUUGGAUCUCAUUUUUGGCCUUUACACAAUCUUUUACAUUUCUCGAGAGUGUCCAUUUGGAUACGGAUACAGCCAAAGAUGAACUGUCACUGUCAGAUCGUCCCAAACGGUGGCAAAUGAAAAUGUAUCAAGGCCAAUGGCGUCGUGGUGUCACAGCUGGUGGUUGUCGAAAUCAUGAAUCUUUUCACAUAAAUCCUCAAUUGCUGUUGAGCAUACAGGAGAAGGAAGAAGUUGUGAUAGCCUUGAAUCAGCAUACGGCAAUUGAGCCAAAAGUCAUCGGUUUUACUAUGUAUAAACUGAAUACAGUCAAUAAAAAUAAAUUAACUGAAUGCCUACCAAAGGAAUUCUUCAAAAGUCAAGUUAGCUAUAUCAAUUCGGAUUAUGGUAAUACUCGACAUGUUUGCUACAGAUGUAGUCUUGAUGUGGGGAAAUAUCUACUUAUGGCAACUACAUAUGAACCUGGGGAAGAAUCUUGUUUUACUGUGAGAAUUUUGGGAAGUUCUUUAAGAUUAUCCCAGUUGGAAACUCAAACAAUGAUGUUGUUGGAUCCAUUUCCAGCGUUGAAUUUGAAUAAUGAACCUGAUAGUGCUAAGGCGAAAAAGUGCCAGUAUGAACCAGUUUUUAUGCAAUUGGCUGAUGAAAAUAAAUCUAUAAAUUGUUUUGAACUUCAAGAAUUGUUAGAAGCAUGCUUACCAAAUGAUUAUAUUAAAGGAUGUGCUAAUAUUGAUAUUUGUCGGCAGGUUAUUGCCUUGCAAGACAAAACUGGAACAGGUCGAAUAAAUUUCAUCCAAUUCAAAACAUUCAUGGUAAAUCUCAAGUCCUGGCAGGGUGUUUUCAAAAUUUAUACAAAAGAGAAAGCUGGAGUGUUGCGAGCUGAACGCCUUAAAGAUGCUUUAUGUGAUGUUGGUUUUCAAUUGAAUACGGAAAUUAUGAAUGUUUUAAUGCAUCGCUAUAUCCGAAAAGAUGGUACUUUGCGUUUGAGUGACUUUACAUCGGCCAUUUUACAUUUGACAACGGCUUUUGAAAUCUUCCAAAAGAAAGACCACGAUCAGGAUAAUGUAAUUAAAAUUGAAAUGUCUGAUUGGAUUAAGUCGGUAAUGAGGUGCUAAAAUAUUUCUUUUGUGUUAAAAUAAAAUGUAAUAAGAAAUUAGGUACAUAAUAAAUGUCUAUUUUGUUUAUAAGAAAAAUACAUAAAUACCUAUACAUAAUUUUUUUAAAUUUUUUUUUAGUAAAUAACGUUAU
Molecule: messenger RNA, 2513 nt
Organism: Episyrphus balteatus (marmalade hoverfly)
Lineage: Eukaryota; Metazoa; Arthropoda; Insecta; Diptera; Syrphidae
Gene: CalpC
Product: calpain-C
Exons: 8
Coding region: 371-2380 (669 amino acids)
Biological process (GO): proteolysis
Cellular component (GO): cytoplasm
Molecular function (GO): calcium-dependent cysteine-type endopeptidase activity; calcium ion binding
Source: RefSeq, a predicted model, not a curated record